CUUCACAGCUAUCAUUUCCCAGUACCAAGGUAUUUUAUGUUGACAGAUAUGAUUUAAGUAUGUUACUCUCUUCAGCCUGGAUGGCUCCUCCAGCUUCUUCUUUGAUGAAUUUCUGGCACAGGAAUGCUUCUCUUCUUUUGGUACAUCUUCCAUAUGCUCUCCCCAUCCAAGCUCCACUGUGGUUUCGUGCUAAAAUAACCCUAAAUGUGAUGUUUACUUCCCACCAGCACCCCUGCUGCUACCCACUGGUUUGUAUUUAGUGGUCAGGGGAUGUGUGAAGGGGACAAUCAGUGGCCAGCAACCUGAAAAGAAACCAAGGACCUUCAAGAUCCCUCCACCUUAAAUGUAAUUUUAGUGGGUUCUUAUGUCAUGUACACAGGUUAUGCAACCACUUCAUUAUGUGUACCAAAAUAUUCUCUUCCUCUUCUGUGUUGGAACAAACUUAAUGCAAAUGUUACGCAAACGCCCAUAUUUGUUUUCUAAAUGUCUCAAAGUAAAACAUGUGGCUGGUAUUGAAAAUACUUGAUAUAAAUAUCAUCUUGAGUAGACCCACAGCCUGAGGGUCUUAAGAAGGCAAGGCAAGGCAAGGCAAGGCAAGUUUAUUUAUAUAGCACUUUCAACACAAGGCAAAUCAAAGUGCUUUAAGAAGAAAUUAUAGCUUAUGUUAAACGUUAAAAAAAGAAGUACGAAUCUUUUUUGAGGGAUUCUGUUUACGUGUGGCUGAAACCUGACACUAUAUAGGCUGAGGGCUUGGUGAGCAGAGAGGGUGAGGAGAAGCUGUGCAGCCGUGCCUACCUUCAUCACUGAGGUGUUCAUCUCUCUGCUGCUCACUACCAGCCGGAGUCACUUCAAGAAGGUAAGACAUGAUCUGAUGGCAUUCACGGUUUCAUUUAUCCAGGUUUAAACUUUUUGCACAUUCAUGUCUAAGAUAUUAGCAAAUAAAUCUCUAGAGACAUCAAGAAAUGUAGCUUUCAUCCCAUAUGGAAUUAUCCUUUAUAUUGAGUAUUACAAUUUAAGGUGUUUUCAGUGGUGGCAUGUAACAAAGGUCAUUACGUUUUGUAUAUGAGUAUUUUCCUUCCAUGCCACUUUAAAUUUCUGCUCUUCCACAUAUUGGAAGAGUGGGGAAAUAUUGUAUUUUCUACCCUACAGUGAAUUAAUCUGACAACUUUAGAAGUGGGUAUUUUUACACACAAAACAUAUAAUGCUUUAAAACAGGAUGUUUUGUUGUAAAUUGAAAUGCCCAACAUUUUCUUUAAUACAGCUUGAAUGUUAACUCAAUUAAUAAUGAUUUGUAAAAAAUUGAUUGGAAACUGUUUUCUUUAAUCUAUUGACAUUCUUUAUGUGAACAUGAAAUGGUUCCAGCUGCGUUCUUAAAAAAAGAAGUCAUUUUCACAUUUGUAUUCAACAAUCAAGCCUUUCAUCAUUGUUUGCUGUUUGACACAACAAGCAUUGUGACGAUGAAUGCAUGUGCAAUAAUAAAACAAUUAUAUAUUAACAUAAUAGUAGUUAAUUUUCCUGAUUAUACUGAUGAUAGAACUGUAACUUCGUACACUUUGGUAUGAGAAAAAUAUCUGAAUACUACUCCACCAUUGUUUUUCUUCUCAUUGCUAUUCUCACCAACAGUUCUGUAGAAGCUUCUAGUGAAAAUGAAUAUUGUACAAGUCCUGGGUCUCCUACAGCUGCUGGCUGUACCUGCUUUCACUCUGAUACCGCCAAGCCAUGACUACUGGGGAGAGUUUACAGCCUACGGGCCCUGCAGCCGCACCUGUGGCACAGGCGUGGCAAUGAGAACCAGGAAAUGUGUCACCUCCAGGACUGAUGGAGGGCAUAACUGCCUAGGAUCCUCUAAGUCCUUCCAAACCUGCAACACACAGGCAUGUGCAGAUGGAACCAGGGACUACAGGCAGAAGCAGUGCUCCCAGUUUGACAGAACGGACUUUCAGAGCAAACACCAUACAUGGGUGCCUUUUUAUGGAUCCGCCAAUCCAUGUGAGCUGAGCUGUGUCCCAAGAGGGCAGAACUUCUUCUACAGACACAGACCAUCAGUGGUUGAUGGGACACCGUGCUAUGUGGGCCGCACUGAUAUCUGUGUGGAUGGAGUCUGCAGGGUUCUGGUCCAUGGAGAGUUUAUGGGCUUGGAUGAAGACACUAAUUCUGUUAACUCUGCUAACAUCGUUGCUACUCGCCCAAGGGAGACACUUACAUACCACUACAAAACUGGUGUCUAUGGCCAGUGCUCUGCCUCUUGCAAUGGAGGCAUGCAGUACCGCAGUGUGAAAUGCUGGGUUCAGGACACAGCAAACCCCCGUGUGGUGGAGGAGUCUCACUGCAUCAACCAGCGCCUGCAGAGGCCACAGAGCCAGCAGGCCUGCAACAUGCAUCCCUGUGCCGAGUACAGCGUCUCCAGCUUCAGCGUGUGCUCGGUGACUUGUGGGGAAGGCCAGCAGACGAGGGAGGUGUUCUGCGUGGGGCCUGGGGGUGAACGCCUGGCUGACCACGCCUGCAACGGACUGGCAAGACCCUCUUCUGUCCAGGCCUGUCGUAGACCCGCCUGUUACACACACAUCACCUGGCAUGUGACCGACUACGGCCUGUGCACCAUGAGCUGUGGUGGUGGUGUGAGGGAGAGGAGAGUGGGCUGUUUUGAUACAGAUUUGAACCCCUACCCAGAGGCCCGGUGUGGAACAGCUAGCAGACCCGUCUCUGUGGAAACAUGUAACUCACAGCCAUGCCACGCAGCACAAAUGGUCCCAAGUGUGCAGGACCCAAGGGCACAUGAAACCACCACAAGAGGAUUUGUGCCCCAUGUUCCAGAAGACCCUUCAGCUUCCAGGCCACAAACAAACAGUGUCUACCCUCCUGUGACUGGUCCUCAAUGCGCACAGUCACACUAUGGCUGCUGUCCUGACGGCCAUACCUCCGCCGCCGGGCCCAGGAAUGAGGGCUGCUCCCUAAAUGACUGUAUUCACACCAGAUUUGGCUGUUGUUUGGAUGGAGUGACUCCAGCUCAAGGAUUUGCAAGGGCUGGAUGUCCUGAAUACCGGACAGCUGUGCAACACACACCACCUCCUACUGCCCCUCCAGCCAGUGGCAAUGUGUGCUCCAUGCCUCGCGAUGAAGGCUCCUGCGACAGAUGGGCGGUGCGCUUCUUCUUUGACUCUGGCACUGGCAGAUGUACUGAGUUCUGGUAUGGAAGCUGCCAGGGCAAUGCCAAUAACUUUAUGUCCCUGGGAGCAUGCCAGAGAGAGUGUGGUGGUGUAGUGAUGAGGGAUCCCCCAACUCCACCUCGCAGAGGGACCCCAAGGAGAGGAUCCCCCAGCGGGGCAUAACCAUCCACACAAUUAAUACCUCAUAAUCAGUACUGUCAACACAGCGUUUAUUUUAACAUCAGACUUUGGAUUAUAAAUUAUUUAGAUCACAUUAUAACUGACACAAUCCCAGCUCAGGGUUCUGAUUUUGUUUGCAGUUUGAUCUUUGGUAUUUUGUUUGUGAUGUUCAAAAUAUUCACUUUCACACAUUUUGCCUUUUAGAUCAUAUACAAUUCAAUGAUGUCAAUGUGAUAACCCAAGAUAAAUCAUUAACCAAAUCAAUAAAUGUUCAAAUAUCCGGUAAUAAAACCCGAGUGUGGUCUAUUUUUGCAAUGUU
Gymnodraco acuticeps is the source of this 3645-nucleotide messenger RNA. It is a transcript of the gene paplnb, whose product is annotated as papilin b, proteoglycan-like sulfated glycoprotein. The record is from RefSeq and is a predicted model, not a curated record. Gene Ontology annotation, cellular component: extracellular matrix. Gene Ontology annotation, biological process: extracellular matrix organization. The transcript is spliced from 12 exons. Gene Ontology annotation, molecular function: metalloendopeptidase activity; serine-type endopeptidase inhibitor activity. NCBI's taxonomy places the organism in Eukaryota, Metazoa, Chordata, Actinopteri, Perciformes, Bathydraconidae. Bases 1647 to 3329 code for a protein of 560 amino acids.